This is a messenger RNA of Cyphomyrmex costatus, 1037 nucleotides long. Its product is annotated as tetraspanin-7. Lineage: Eukaryota; Metazoa; Arthropoda; Insecta; Hymenoptera; Formicidae. The transcript is spliced from 6 exons. The record is from RefSeq and is a predicted model, not a curated record. Gene Ontology annotation, cellular component: plasma membrane.
AUGCACCGGUUAAAAUUGUAGAGAGAGGGGCAGGAGCCACGCACGCAACACGUAUUCGCAAAUCCUCUUGCAAAUCGAUUGCACGAACUUGCUCAGGUGAAACUGGUAGUGCACGGACAUUGCAACAUGAGCAAAGCUCGACUGGAGACCGUGGCCACGAUGACCUGCAUGAAGACUCUGCUAAUGCUCUUCAAUUUCAUCUUCUGGGCGUCUGGAGUGUUGAUGUUAUGCAUCGGCAUAUGGAUGCGCAUCCAGCUGCGAGAUUAUAUGAAUAUGAGCGUGCAGGGCAGCGGAGCCGCUUUGCUGGCACUUUCGAGUUUAGGUGCGGUGUUAGCUGUCGCAGCGGUCCUCGCCUGUUGCUGCACCGCACGCGGUCAUCCUGCUCUCCUGUAUUUGUACGGUGCGUUCCUAGCCGUUGUGGCCUUGCUGGAACUUGGCGCGGGCGCGUCGGUUUACGCUUAUCGCACGAGCUUGAACGAGGGAUUUGAUCAAGGUCUGAACGAGAGCAUGGCUGCCUAUGGACAGGAUAAUUCCAAGAGCAGUCACAUCGAUACCAUGCAAUCAACUUUGCAUUGCUGCGGGAAUCGUGGUUAUGCUGAUUGGCUCAAUCUGGAUCCGCAAAAGAAUCCAGUUGUCCCUAUGUCCUGCUGCAAAGUGCCACUGGAUAGCUGCGAUACGCGGGAUGUAGAGGACAUUUAUACCGAGGGAUGUUACAAUCGCGUGCUGGAUUUCAUAAAUAGCAACAUUGGUCUGGUGGCCGGUACAGCGAUCGGCGUAGCUUUUUUCCCACUAGUCGGUAUCUUCCUAGCAUGUUGUCUAGCCAGCAAUAUCAAUAAGGCUGAGUAUGAGCAGGUUGCUUAGGCAUGGCACUUGCGCAAACUGCAACGACGGUCCUAUCAGAAAACAAAGCCUGUAUCGCUAAUGACGGCGAGCAUGUAUGAUUUAAUGGGAACACGGAAAUGAUCUCAAUCGAGGCAAGAACGCACUUUACUUCGAUUUUAAUUGACAAUUUGGUACGAAAAUUUAUUAAAAAUUUA